Coregonus clupeaformis (lake whitefish) is the source of this 2786-nucleotide messenger RNA. Its product is annotated as active breakpoint cluster region-related protein. Gene Ontology annotation, cellular component: membrane. Gene Ontology annotation, biological process: signal transduction; positive regulation of GTPase activity. The transcript is spliced from 22 exons. NCBI's taxonomy places the organism in Eukaryota, Metazoa, Chordata, Actinopteri, Salmoniformes, Salmonidae. The coding region runs from base 140 to 2665 and encodes 841 amino acids. The record is from RefSeq and is a predicted model, not a curated record. Gene Ontology annotation, molecular function: GTPase activator activity; guanyl-nucleotide exchange factor activity.
CAUAUCAUUUUUUUUGCCACUGAAACAGGAAGUUUAACGGCUGCUGCACGCGCAUGUUCUCUUUAUUUCGGCUCUCUAGAGACACACUCAGUCGCCUCACCCAGACACUCACUGAUAUUGUUACAGAUAUAUCAGCGCUAUGGAGGUAUUCAAGGACGCAGUUGAUUACCUUGAGACACAGCAUAUCCCAGUGGAGGCUGUUGGUGGGACAGGUCCUGAUCCACUGGAGGAAGAUGUGUUCCCAGAGGAGGAGGUGUUCUCCCCCCUCCAGACAGACAGCAUGGACCUGCCCGACACCCCUGUCCUGCGUACCCUUGAAGAUAUGCUGGAUAGAAGGCUCAUGGUCCUGAGAACGAUCCUGGACAGUGAGAAGAUCUACCUCAAUGAGCUGGAGACACUGUUAAUGCCUAUGAAGGCUCUGAAGGCCACAGCAGGGACGUCUCAGCCGGUUCUAUCCGGCCAGCAGGUCCAGAUUGUGUUCUACCAGGUGCCUGAGCUCAGAGACCUGCACAGAGACUUCUACAGUGGCCUGAGGGACCGCCUGGUGCCGCUGGGGCCACAAACACACCCAGAGACAGACCCGGGGCCGGGGCCGGGGCCGGGGAAAGAGCAGGGCCAAAUGGGCUUCCACCUAACUGUUGGAGACCUCUUCCUCAAGAUUGUGAGCCAGCUAGGUGUGUAUCGUGGUUUCAUAGAUAACUAUGAGAGUGCUGUGAAGAUCGUGAGGAGCUGUACUCAGACUGACCAGCGCUUCAGAAUACUGGCUGAGAGUAUGAUGUCUUGUAAUGGAUCAGAAAAAUCUAAGACUAAAUACACCUUUGAGGCUCUCCUGUACAAGCCUCUGGACAGAGUCACCAAGACAACCCUAGUGCUGCAUGACCUGCUGAAGCACACUCCCCAGAUGCAUAGUGACCACCACGUGCUGCAGGAGGCUCUGAGACUGUCCCGGAGCUUCCUGUCUGGGGUCAACGAGGGGUCACAGUGCAAACAAGAGGUCACCCUCAGCAGGGGCAUGCGGCGUCAGCUGAUGCGUGACGGCUUCGUGGUGGAUGUGUGUGAGGGGGGGCGUAACCUUUGCCAUCUCUUCCUAUACACUGACCUGCUGCUGUGCACCAAACUCAAGGGCGGGGCCCAAGGUAAGCAGGCCCAGUACAGGUUCUGUUGGUACCUGCCUCUAGCUGGACUGAAACUCCACUGGGGACCAGAGAUGGAGCGCACCACAGACACAUACCAGCGCAUACACUCCAUGAGAGCUAAGAUGUACCUGCUCAGACAUGAACUUCGACAGACCAUGAAGCCUGUCCCACAGAAGUCCUUGGCAGCUCGUACUAUAGAGCGAGGCAGGAAGAAGAUGGAGCAGCUUGAACUGAUGUUUCUCACACACUCUCCCUUCCUCCCCCUGGAACUACACAGCCCCAGCGCCAAGAGCCACACUCUGGUGAUGUCAUCUCUGUAUGAACUGGAGGAGUGGAGAGAGGCCAUCCACAGACUCACCGGAGAUAACAUAGAAACGGUUCCUCCAGAUCUGCUCACCCUGACCAGCUCCUGUGUCAAACUGAGAAUGACCCAACAGCCUCCCGUACACAGCAUACUGCCUGAAGGUGAGGAGGAAUCUCUAUGUGGGACUCUCAGUGUAGCCGUUCACUCUGCCUGUGGAAUACAACAGCCAGCCAGUAUGUAUGUGUGUGUGGAGGUGGAUGGCUUUGAGUUCUAUGAGAGGCAGGCCCAGACCCAUUCCUCUGUCAGCAGCCCCAGCCCUCAAUGGGACCAGGAGUUCUCAUUCCAGGUGGAUGGGGCUCAGAACCUCAGGGUGCUGGUUGUGUUAGAGCCAGAGGUAGGAGAGAGCUGUGAGGACCGAGUCCUUGGCAAGACCUCCAUACAGCUGGACCCAGCCCUCCUACAGAAGCGAUGGAAGAGACAGACCGUAUCUCUAGGCCAGGUGGUUGUGACUCUGUCUCUAAAGUACUGCCCUCACCCUCUAGACCCGCCCAGUCUGGCCCCCGCCCAGCAACAGCCCAUCUUCUGCAUGCCCAUUGGAGCUGUGGCACAACAGGAGGGAGUCCUGGUGCCACAUGUGGUGCGUUGCUGUGUAGAGGAGGUGGAGAGGAGAGGAAUGGAGGAGGUGGGCAUCUACAGGCUAUCAGCAGCUACCAGUGACAUCAUCAACCUCAAGACUGCCUUCAACACCAAUCUGCGUGAGGCAGUGUCCAGGUUGAGGUGUGUAGAUGUGAAUGCUGUCUCAGGUAUACUGAAGCUCUACUUCAGGGAGCUACCAGAACCCCUUAUACCUACAGAGCUGUUUCAGAGCUUCACCAAGGCAUUGGACAUCCCAGACCUGAGCGCCAGGAGUGUGUCCAUGUUGUCUCUGCUCCAGUCCUGUCCCGCCGUCAACCAAAACACCUUCCUGUUCCUCCUCCACCACCUCAAACGAGUGUCAGACAGACAGGAUGUGAACAAGAUGCCUCUGAUGAACCUGGCCACUGUGUUUGGUCCCAGUCUACUGCGCCCCCCUGUGGCUGUUCUGGGGCAGAGCAGCCCGCCAGUGGACAUCUCUCAGGAGGUGGUGGUGCAGGUCCAGGUUGUGUAUUCCUACUUGCAGUGUGACAACCUGCCAGCAGCCCAGACCUGCAUACCACAUGACACAGAGACCACUGAGGAAGAUUAGACCAACAACAAAUGAACCAACUCCUGGAAACAUCACGGUUGGCCAACAGAGACUCGGGGGAGAUAGAGAGAGGACUUGUAAACUACAGACACUGUAAAGAUUAAACAUAUUUAUUUUUAAA